AUGGCAUUUGCUCUCAUCGUCCUCUUCCUCGGGCUUGAAUACCCCAAACCCACCAUCCGGGUGAGCCCCAGCAGGGUGGUGGCGCUCGGGGGAAGCGUUACCGUCCGCUGUGAGGGUUGGUACCUGGGCAUGGAGUUCUUUCUGCGUAAAGCUGGACACCCGAACCCGCAGGUGCAGACGGUGCCUGAUGGGACCGUGGCUGAAUUUCCCAUCCCCAGUGUCAGCUGGGAAGAUGGAGGGAGCUACACCUGCGACUAUCGCUCCAUAACGCAACAGAGUUACUGGUCGUAUCCCAGCGACCCCGUCGAGAUCAUUGUAGGAGCCAUGAUCGUCCUGUGUCGGGGGCAGCGCCGGGGCGUGCGGUUCGUGCUGAAUAAAGAGGGACACCAUUUCCCACCUGUGGAUUCGGUGAGGUUUGGGGCUGAGUUUCGCAUCAUCAACGUGCGCCAGGAGGACGGCGGGAGCUACAGCUGCUCCUAUCACAGCAGAUCGGAGCCGUUUGCCGUGUCGUACCCCAGCGACUCUGCGGAGCUAGUGGUGAGAGGCUCCAGCAGCAGCUGCUCUUCCCGCCCCCUGGUGGCAGAGGCCAGGUACUGCAGGGAAUCAGGUUUAGUGUCCGGUCAGCGGCACUGCCAGGUUCCCUGUUCAACCCACUUUCCGGCUGAAAACUGGGCACCGGCAACCCUGGGCCUGCGGUGCCGGCGCCAGAGACCAGCCCAUCCCAGCUUACCCAGACCCUCCAUUGCUCUGAGCCCCACCGGGGUCACCGCCCCAGGGGCAGACGUCACCAUCCGGUGUCAGGGGCAGCGCCGGGACGUGAGGUUCUUCCUGCACAAGGCUGGAGACCGGAACCCACAGCGACACAUGGACCCUGCUGGGACCCCCCAGCUCCUCCGGCACCUCCUGCCCUCAGGCCCCCCGGGGCGCCCGGAUUUCACUCACGCCAACAUCGCCCGCCUGGUGCUGGGCGCCGCGGUCCUGCUCGUCCUGGGGCUGAUCCUGGCCGAGGCCUGUUACAGCCGCCCGAGGGGGGCGCCCUAG
Mauremys mutica (yellowpond turtle) is the source of this 1041-nucleotide messenger RNA. Its product is annotated as immunoglobulin superfamily member 1-like. Lineage: Eukaryota; Metazoa; Chordata; Testudines; Geoemydidae. The record is from RefSeq and is a predicted model, not a curated record. The transcript is spliced from 7 exons. Bases 1 to 1041 code for a protein of 346 amino acids.